GCCAACCACAACCCCAAAGGAAAUCUCCGUCGCCUCGCGAUCCUCCACCCCGUCCGUCCACCUCCGUCGUCGUUGUCAACAUUUCCUGCGCGCGCGCACCUCAUCUUUCUUCACACCCGCUUGCCAAUUGCUGCCUUUGCGCACCACCUUUCGUCGUCCGCGAGGUUUUCAGCAUCACAGCCUCCCCUGUCGACGGACCCGGGUCGACCGUCCAUCCCCUCCAUCAAAGCAGAGCCAUUUUCUCCCCUCCGACAUGCUCAGCGCCGCUCUUCGGAGGCGAGUCCUCGCCCCAACUCACAAUGCCCUCCGAACGGGCUUCACCUCGCACGUCGUGAGGUACUACGCCUCCUUCCCAGACCACCAGGUCGUCAAGAUGCCCGCCCUGUCUCCCACCAUGCAGGCUGGCAACAUCGGUGCCUGGCAGAAGAAGGCUGGAGACUCCAUCGCCCCAGGCGACGUGCUGGUGGAGAUCGAGACCGACAAGGCUCAGAUGGACUUUGAGUUCCAGGAGGAGGGCAUCAUUGCCAAGAUUCUCAAGGAGUCUGGCGAGAAGGAUGUUCCUGUCGGCAGCCCCAUUGCCAUCCUUGUCGAGGAGGGAACCGACAUUUCUGCCUUCGAGAAAUUCACACUCGAGGACGCUGGCGGCGACGCCAAGACUGCCCAGCCCAAGCAGGAAGAGAAGACCGAGUCGCAAUCAGCCCCCGCCCCGACCCCGUCUCCUGCGCCCGAGCCUGAGCAGUACUCUUCCUCCAAGGGCAAGCUGCAGACCGCCCUCGACCGCGAGCCCAAUGCUUCUCCCGCCGCCAAGCGACUUGCACGCGAGAACGGUGUGAGCCUUGACGGCCUCAAGGGAACCGGCAAGGGCGGCAAGAUCACCGAGGAGGACGUCAAGAAGGCCGUCAGCAGCCCGGCCGUUGCUGCUCCUGGCGCCACCUUCGAGGACAUCCCGAUCAGCAGCAUGCGCAAGGUCAUCGCCAACCGCCUGCAGGAGUCUGUCCAGAACAACCCCCACUUUUUCGUCACCAGCUCCCUGUCCGUGACCAAGCUGCUGAAGCUGCGUCAGGCUCUCAACAGCUCGUCUGAGGGCAAGUACAAACUUUCGGUCAACGACUUCCUGAUCAAGGCCAUUGCCAUCGCGUCCAAGAAGGUGCCCGCCGUCAACUCCAGCUGGCGCGAGGGCAGCAUUCGUCAGUUCAACAGCGUCGACGUCUCCGUCGCCGUGUCUACCCCGACCGGUCUCAUCACCCCCAUCGUUGCCGGCGUCGAUGCCCGUGGCCUCGAGUCCAUCUCCGGAAAGGUCAAGGAGCUCGCCAAGAAGGCUCGCGACGGCAAGCUCAAGCCUGAGGAGUACCAGGGUGGCACCAUCUCCAUCUCUAACAUGGGCAUGAACGCCGCCGUCGACCACUUCACCGCUGUCAUCAACCCUCCUCAGGCCGCUAUCCUGGCCGUCGGCACCACCAAGAAGGUUGCUGUCCCGGUCGAGAACGAGGACGGCACCACUGGUGUUGAGUGGGAGGACCAAAUCACCGUCACGGCCAGCUUCGACCACAAGGUCGUUGAUGGCGCCGUUGGUGCCGAGUGGAUCCGCGAGGUCAAGAAGGUCAUCGAGAACCCCCUGGAGCUGCUCCUCUAAGCGGGCCCGUACAGAGUAAAGUCAAGUGUUUGGGAGCGUUACGACGACAGGAAAACGAGGUGGGAGGUUGAAUACCUUAUAGACUAGGUCGGCGUGGGUGACCUGGGCCGCUCACAAGCGGGUCCGGGAGCAGCGGAAGACGCAGCACGAAGACAGGGUUGAUCUCUCGCCUUCUGCGAGAACCCAGAGGCAAGGCGCCCGUGUACAAUGACCCUUGAUUGACGCAUUUGGGACGGGGACCGGUUUGCAGCUUGUACAUUGGUUUGCUAUUCCUCCUCGCCUUCAAUGCAGAGACUUUUGAUAUGUUCUAAAUCUGUAGGUGACGCACCCGCUUCACGGUGCACUACUUGGACGUGCUGGCCACCGCCUGAGAGGUGGGGAGAGCCGGUCCUUGCUUUCUCCGAGCAUGUGACGCAUCACGCCCGUGAUCGGGUGUUCUCUUUUUAUGUCUUUCCAAGCAGGCCAACAGGCGACUUCAGCUUAGCAAGAACAGCUAGCAGCGCGCCAAAGAAGGUCAUUGCGCCGCUGAAAUAGGAGAGCUCAUGAAAGCCAUGGUAUCUCUCAACCAGGCUUCCGCUAACCGGAGGCCCCACGAGAGCGGAAAAGGAGGCGAGGGCCAUGCCGACGCCCAUGUAAGUGCCGAUAUUCUCGGGGCGGUCGACGCACAAAGUUACGGCGACGGAGCCGCCUGAUAUGAUUGCGCCGGAGAAGAAGC
Molecule: messenger RNA, 2348 nt
Organism: Purpureocillium takamizusanense
Lineage: Eukaryota; Fungi; Ascomycota; Sordariomycetes; Hypocreales; Ophiocordycipitaceae
Gene: LAT1
Product: Dihydrolipoyllysine-residue acetyltransferase
Exons: 2
Coding region: 254-1633 (459 amino acids)
Biological process (GO): pyruvate decarboxylation to acetyl-CoA
Cellular component (GO): pyruvate dehydrogenase complex
Molecular function (GO): dihydrolipoyllysine-residue acetyltransferase activity
Source: RefSeq, a predicted model, not a curated record